Messenger RNA from Rubroshorea leprosula, 845 nucleotides. Lineage: Eukaryota; Viridiplantae; Streptophyta; Magnoliopsida; Malvales; Dipterocarpaceae. The record is from the annotation of a GenBank genome assembly.
UUACACAGUUUUUCACCAUUUUUUCAAAAGUUUUAAGGUUUUGAAAGCUGGAGAUUUUCUCUCACUACUUCCAGCAACUUUCUCUCUCAAAACCCACUUAGUUUCUUCCAUUUGGAGCCGUAAACACUCUCCAAAUCCAUAAAACAUUCCACUAAAGUUGUAGCUCUCAUUAAAAGCUACAAGGCGAUGGUCUUGAACUUGUGAUUCUCCUUCUCUUCUAAGCUCUUUUGGCACAAGUUUAACUAUUGCUACUAAAAAAUGAACUAUUCAUCACCUUCUUCCUCAUGGAGUGAGCCCCAUGGUGGUGGGACUACUGCAGGUGGUCUCCACAAUGGACGCUGGCUUCACGGGUUUUCUGUAAAUGUGGGCAUCACUUCAAGUUUUAUUGCAGAAUUGUGGGGCUGUAGAGAAGGUCUGAAGCUUGCCCAUUCUCUAGGAAUAUCACACUUGAUGCUAGAAAUGGAUUCACUACUUGCUGUGCAACUAAUCCAUUGCCGACAAUUAUCUGUUGGCCCGGCUUCAAUAUUGCUUAACGAUAUCCACUUAUUGUUGGAUCAUUUCCACUCUUGUGCCAUUCUCCACACCCUCGGGGAAGGAAACAAGGCAGCUAAUUACAUGGCUUCCAUUGGGCAUGGCUCACCUCUGGGCAUUCGGUAUUUUCCAACUCCACCGGCGAGCAUAAACCUUAUUUUGCUGGGAGAUAGUGCAGGGACAAUGUUCCUAAGAGAUUAGUUGUUAAUUUAACUGCUGAUGUACCAAAAAAAAAAAACCAUGUAUGAAAUGGGAUGAAUAUGUAUUUUUCUUCAUUUCUUUUAUCUCAUUUUGACAACUGUCGCACAUUUCGC